AUGCCGGGUGUUCCCUCAGGACGAGGGUGCGAUGCAUGUCGCCAGCAAAAGAAAAAGUGUGAUUCUACCACCUACCCGUGUGCUCGAUGCCGACGCCUGGAAAUCCCCUGUGUCGGCCUUGGCCAGCGCCGGUACAAGUUCGUGGCUGAUAACAGAGCCUCCACCCCGACGGGCAGUUCUUCUUUCCAAUCCCCGGAAGCUGGAGCUGGGUCUGUUGCGUAUAGUCCUCCGACUUUCGAUACAGUCGCAGUGUCUCGCCCCCCAUCCAACGAUACGACUCGGCUCGCGAACGCUUUUGCGGACAAAAUAAAACCCAACGUCGGCGUCCAGUAUAACCUGGCCUGGACGUACGGAGACUACCUCAACUAUGUUCCCGCUCGCCUCGGCACGAACGAGGCCCUGGAUAGUGCCACAGACGCCUUUUUGAUGGCCGUGGCGACCUUAUCAGACCCUCUCGGCGUCACAAGCAGGCCGGUCCUAUUGGAGAAGUAUGGGCGAGCCCUGGCAAGCCUGAGAAAGUGUCUGGACGACUCGGUCAAGGCGAGAGCCCCGGAGACGUUGUGUGCUAUUCUGUUCCUGUGGAAUUGUCAGUUCAUAUGGCAACGGAAUGGACCUAUCACCACGCACGCGGAUGGAGUUGCCCAGAUCCUCAGAUUGAGAGGCAGUAUCCACCAGUGUCGGGAUCCGUUUGAAACCAACUUACUCCUCAGUCUUCGUGCCGUUGUGCUCUUUGACUCCCUCUUUAAUGGCCGAAUUGCUUUCAGCGACCAAGAGUGGAUCGCCAUGUUCGACAGCCAGCUGUAUGAACUGAGUCCUGAAGGCCAGGCAGUGCAAUGCUUAACCCGUAUCCCGAAUCUGAUGCGGCGGAGCAAGGCUGCACUGACCGGAGGCCUAGCUUAUCAUGACCAGCUUGCAGAUUUGCAGAGGGAGGCACAUGCGCUUCGGGCGAAUCUGCAGCCCGCACUCUCCCGCGUCCGUCAGCGAUGGCAGAAAAACUCCGUAGCCACGGACAUUGCCGUCGUAGGAAUGCCUCACUUGACGAGCCUGGGGCAUUGUCACUUCCUACGGACAUACAGCCUCGGUCUGGCCAUCGCGAUUUUCAUCAACGAGUUACGGCUUGCCUUGUGCUUGAACGCGGCUGAGAUUUUGCAGGAGUCGCACGAAUUUGCCCUCGAAAUCCUCCACCUGGCGCGGAUCGCCUCUCAAUACCGACCACUUGGGGCGUCUGCUCUGAGCAUAUGCCUUCUCGCCGCCGAGGCUGGGUCUGCCGAACCCGAGAUCAAAUCCGCUGCGAGGAGCCUGCGUGCCGAGUACGCCAGUGAUUUUCAUGGGGCUCAAGACGCUGAAGGGUCCCAGGGUCUGCAGUUGAUCUGUGGGCGUGAGUGGUCUCGAUUGAUAGUUCGGGAGACUAUGUAA
Messenger RNA from Fonsecaea erecta, 1416 nucleotides. RefSeq lists its product as hypothetical. The transcript has 4 exons. The record is from RefSeq and is a predicted model, not a curated record. Gene Ontology annotation, biological process: regulation of DNA-templated transcription. Gene Ontology annotation, molecular function: DNA-binding transcription factor activity, RNA polymerase II-specific; zinc ion binding. Bases 1 to 1416 code for a protein of 471 amino acids. Lineage: Eukaryota; Fungi; Ascomycota; Eurotiomycetes; Chaetothyriales; Herpotrichiellaceae.